AUGACCACAUCAACUACCUACCACAGCGUGGUGGACGACCCGCAGUGCGUCGUCCAGGCGCCGCCCCCGAUCUCGUGGAAGGCUGAGCUCAAGCACCUCUUGUCUUUGGCCGGACCCAUGAUUUUUGCCCUCUUUAUGGAGUCGCUCCACAACACCAUUAGCAUCGUGCUCGUUGGGCAGAUCGACUCGCCGCUCGCCACCGACUAUGUGGGUGCCGCGACCAUGGGCAGCAUGUUUGCUACGAUCACAUCAUUUUCCGUUGGUAUUGGGCUUCCAUCGGCGCUUGAUACCCUCUGCACGCAAGCCCACGGCGCCGGCAACACCAAGCAAUUUGGCGUCUACUUUCAAAGCUCUCACCUCGGCAUGGCCAUGGUUCUCAUUCCCGUCGUACUCGUCAACUGGUUUUCCGGAGAUAUUUUGACCGCCAUGGGCCAAGACGCCGAGCUAUCCGCGCUCGCGGGCACGUUCAUUCGUAUUCUCUGCAUCGGUCUGCCCUUCUACUUUGUCUACCAGCUCGUGCGCCGGUUCCUCCAAGCGUAUGAUAUUGUCUACCCGAUGACGGUCGUCGCGCUCUUGAGCAAUGUUGUGCACAUCGGUCUUGGCUACUACCUCUGCUACCACACGUCGCUCGGCUUCAACGGCGCGGCGAUCGCACGCUGCGUGAGCUACGUGGUGUUGCCGCUCUUCAUGCUGCCGUACUUUGUGUGGCGGCCGAUCCACCGCGAGUGGGGUCUGCACUGGAACAAGGCAGUCGCAGUCGGGAAUCUCCGCGAGUUCUUCCGCUUUGGGAUUCCCGGACUGCUCAUGGUCAUGAUGGAGUAUACCGCGUUCGAGAUUCUGACACUCAUGGCUGGCUGGCUGCCCAACCACAAGGUCAUGAUUGGCGCCAACUCGGUGCUCAUCAACCUCAUCACGCUCUUCUACAUGGUCUACCUCGGCAUUUCGUUCUCCGGCACGAUCCGCAUUGGCAACUUGCUUGGCGCCAACAAGCCCGACCAAGCCCGUCGCGUCGCCAAGAUGGCGCUCUGUCUCAGUGCGUCGUGCUCGAUCCUCACGGGCGGCACGAUGCUUCUCGCGCGGCAUGAGCUGCCCAAGCUCUUUCUGAGUGACCCUGACGUGAUUGCGGCGGCGUCCGAGGCCAUUCUGUGCAUCAUCGUGCUGCACGUCUUCGACACGCUCAACGCUGUGAACCAAGGCAUCUUCCGCGGCAUCGCCAAGCCGGCGAUUGCAACGGUGGUCAACGCGGCGACGUACUAUCCUAUUGGCAUUUCGCUCGCCGCUGCCUUGGGCUUUGGCCUGCACUGGAAUGUCAACGGUCUCUUUAUCGGGUUUACGGCCGGCGCCAUGACGGCGUGUGGUCUCUACGUCUGGCAGUUGCGCAAGAUCGAUUGGGAGGCCGCGGCCGCUGACGCGAUGGCGCGCAGCUCACCGAGUUUGACCCACGUCCUCGCCUAA
Molecule: messenger RNA, 1455 nt
Organism: Saprolegnia parasitica CBS 223.65
Lineage: Eukaryota; Oomycota; Saprolegniomycetes; Saprolegniales; Saprolegniaceae
Exons: 5
Coding region: 1-1455 (484 amino acids)
Biological process (GO): xenobiotic detoxification by transmembrane export across the plasma membrane
Cellular component (GO): membrane
Molecular function (GO): antiporter activity; xenobiotic transmembrane transporter activity
Source: RefSeq, a predicted model, not a curated record